Molecule: messenger RNA, 789 nt
Organism: Lentinula edodes (shiitake mushroom)
Lineage: Eukaryota; Fungi; Basidiomycota; Agaricomycetes; Agaricales; Omphalotaceae
Product: Alpha/Beta hydrolase protein
Exons: 2
Coding region: 1-789 (262 amino acids)
Source: RefSeq, a predicted model, not a curated record
AUGUGCUUGAUUGAGCUCAAAGAUAUUGCCUAUCAUCAGGACCAUGUUCGCGAUUCACUUCGCGAAUUCGAUUUGUACUAUUGGAACUCAUCUGACGCUGUGUUGCUUCCUCUGAUAUUAUUCGUACACGGCGGUGCUUGGCGUUCUUUGGUUUCUGCGACCACUUUUCCGGUUAUUGUCCCCAAUUAUCGCCUUUCUUCCAGAUCCAAUGAUGUUCAUCAUCCAAAUCACGCAGAAGACAUUCUUGAACUGCUUAUGUUCAUCACAGAAACGAGGCCUAAUUUCCCCCGAGUCUUUGAUCCUUCUAGGAUCUACUUGAUAAGUCACAGUUGCGGUGCCCACAUGCUGGCGUCCAUCUUACUUGACUCGUCCUCUAUUUCUCCGACGCUCACACCGCCAUCUUCGAUCCUUGAUGCAAUACAAGGAGUCAUAUUUUCUGAAGGGAUCUUUGACAUUGAGCGCCUGCUCAAAGAUUUUCCAGAUUAUCGCUCGUGGUUCAUUGUAGAGGCAUUCAGAGAUUUACCCUCUUAUGCAACCCUUGAUACCACCAGCUUCAGGUUGCGGACACAGAAUGACAUACGAUGGCUUAUUAUUCACUCGCAGGGAGAUACUUUGGUGAACGUCGCCCAAAGCGAGGCAAUGCUCACUCACUUGAACAAUCUAUAUGGCCAAAUUAAAGGCAAAGCUGUACAAGGCAACAUAGAGGAAUUGAAGGGAGAGCAUGACACUGUUCUAAGUACACCAGUUUAUCUACGCAUAGUGGUAGAUUUUAUCAAAGGGACUGCGUGA